CAAUGAGCCAGCAGCUCCACUUCCUGAUACACCUGUUUGUCAGGUAGGAGUACACCGCGGUCUGCUGGCGAAACGGAGACUCUGAGUCACGACGAAAGAGACUAUGAAAGGAAUUUUAUGGAAAGUUUGACGCAGCUUGGACUUGUUUUCUUUCGUCCUAUCGUCAUGCGAGUGAACUCGUUUUCACAUCUUAAAAUGCGUCGACCUCACCGGGGGAGCACCGCUCUGAACGUCGUGUUGCUGCUGUACCUGGUCACCUUUUUCGCUCCUUCCCUAGUUUCCUCAAUCACAGUGAGUACUCCAGCAGAGCUCCAUGCGUCUAAAGGGGAUACCGUCACAUUUUCCUGCACUUUCACUUCGAGCAGCAGUCCGACCAGUAAGAUGACUGUAGACUGGUCUUAUAGGCCUCAGAGUGGAGGUCCUCCACAGACAUUCUUCCACUUCUCAUCACGGGCAUUCCCUCCUCUUAACGGUCAAUUUUCUGGUCGCAUCCGGUGGCAGGGAAGCCCGGCACAGGGAGAAGCUUCCAUCUCUCUCAUCAACGCCACGUUGAAUGAUAAUGGGACCUAUACAUGCUCAGUCAGAAACCCUCCAGAUGUCCACGGGUCCCCGACUUCACACACUGUACUCACUGUCACACCAAAGGCACCCAGCAUUCGGUUCUCUGAUGUUGCGGUCCUCCUGGCUUUCAUCCUCCUCCCCUCCGGUAUCAUCACCCUCAUUCUGAUUGGACGGAUGCUCUGUCCCAAGAAACGGCGCAGCCAAUCGAAAACCUACAGAUCGCCCAUAGAGGUCACAGAGGGAGAGGAGUAUGGCAUCCACCCACCUGAGGACAAAGUAAAGAGGCCGUCAUGCUGUGAACUAUAUCUGAUGGACUCAGAGGAUGAAGAUGUGUAUUACGACCUAAAAAAGAGGCCUCAUAUGGAUGAAGGCUACGCCGAGUCUCAGUGCUAGAGAACCCUGCUGGCUGAGAGAUGUAACUGCAACGUCUAGACCUACUUUUGCCUCACAUGAGUGACGCACUGAAUGAAAAUGAAUGCUGGAUUUAUGUCUUCUUUGCCACAGUCAACCACUUCACCCAGUCACUUUGGUGAUGUUUACUUUUUGUGGUGACAGCUUUGGAUACUUUGGUAUUUUUGUCUUGAGACAGAAUUGUGUAUCUCCAGCAUUAUAUUUCCACUAUAAAAUGUGUCAAUGAUUUGAUUUACUUUUUUUGGCCUACAAGCUCUAAGGUUUCCAGACCAGCAGAGGUGUCAAGUCCCAAACUUUAGAGCUUGUAGUCUUGAUGAAAUUUGAUGUCUGUCUGUAGCAGCUGACACAGAUGAGCACUAUGUAUAUUUUUGUAUCUUGAUGAUUUAUACGCGUCACUUUUCUUAUUGUGAAGGAGAUAAAUACGUUUUGUCUAAUUUAUUGUGUGUGUCAGAUGGGCUAUAUGAAGUGCGCCAGUGUCUUUGUUGAGGUGGAGUGGAACAUUUCUGUUAUAUCCCGAAUAUUCAGACAGAAAAUAAAUGGUUUGAUUUCAAAAUGAGACGACUUGGUAGUAUUUAUACAGUAUAUUAAAUAUACAUUAUGUUUUCUAUUUUUCCAGUGUCUGUACGUUGUUGUACCAUGUGAUGAUUUCAACAUCAGCUGUAAAUCUGUGUCACCUUGCAACUCAUUUGGGGAUGUGUGAGGUUGGGUGUGGUCUCAUGGAUAUGGUUAUGUGAUAUAACAGGAUGGAGUUUUGGUUUUGGAUGCACAGCUUUGCUUUUUUUAAUGUUUAAUUUACACAUUUGCCCAAAUAAAUAGUUUAAGAGGCUUGUUAGAGGAUGGACAUGACUUUUUAAAAAGAUGCUCCCAGCGAGAUAAUAACGAUCAUUUGUUCAUUAAACUGGUGAAUCUUUGUGAGCAAACAGAGACGAUCUGUUGGUAAAGCCAGCUACCAUUUUCUCCUCUGCUCUGCCUUUGUUUGGUCUGUUGCACUAUUCAUGAACGUUGUUGAAUAUUCCUUUUAAAAACUCUAAGGACAGACUGGAGUCCCAGAGCUUCACUCAUAAUUUGUGGCAGCAUCUGUUUCAUCUGCGCAGUUGUGGGACUCGAGAGUCAUAAAAAGACCUAAUAAAAACCCAUCAAUGAAGCACACACUAAAACGAUAA
This is a messenger RNA of Larimichthys crocea (large yellow croaker), 2135 nucleotides long. RefSeq names its product myelin protein zero-like 3 (gene mpzl3). Gene Ontology annotation, cellular component: plasma membrane. The coding region runs from base 118 to 954 and encodes 278 amino acids. The transcript has 6 exons. NCBI's taxonomy places the organism in Eukaryota, Metazoa, Chordata, Actinopteri, Sciaenidae. The record is from RefSeq and is a predicted model, not a curated record.